AUCCCUCGGUAAAAUGAGCUUAAAUUCAAGCUUCAAGUGAAUGUAUGUAACAUACCUUUUGAAGCAAACAUAUCUUUGACGAACUGUUAUAGGAAUUCGUUUAGAGAUUGGCCUAUCGUCUUAGAUAAACUGUUAGCACACCAAGGAGAAAAUACACACGUUCAUUUUCUUCUCACGUUUUCAGUUCAAAAUGCUCUCUUGUGCAAUCAGAAGAAACAUCCAUGCGGUGUACAAGGGCAGGCAAUGGAACCUCCUGCAACAUGCGUGUGGCACGUCUGUAGGCUCAAAUAGAACCUCCAGUACAGUAGGUUGGUACUCUCGGCUCUCCAAAACUUGCUCUGAGCGACUGCUUAUCUGUCCCCCUGCAUCUGACCUGGUAAGAGUCCAGGCAUUCCACCAAUGUGCACAGAGGGAAAAGAAACACAAGCCAGAGGAGCCAGGUCAACGAGAGCUUGACCUCCUGCGCUAUGAUAUGCGGGACAUAAAGAACACCCCCAAACCAGCGCUCUACCUGGGACUGUCUGGCCUCAUUCCUUUUGUGUCUGCUCCAUUACUCAUGGCCGUCAUGGAGACAUAUAUCCCUGAGGUGGCAUUUGCCCAUGUGGCAUAUGGAGCUUCCAUAGUGUCCUUCCUCGGUGGAGCUCGGUGGGGUUUUGCCCUACCUGAAGGCAGUCCGGCCAAACCUGAUUGGCUGAACCUAGCCAACAGUGUGGUUCCUUCUUUGAUUGCAUGGGUAGCGCUACUGGCCAGUGAUGACAUCACACAAGCAGGCAUUUUGGUGAUAAUGGGUCUUGGUAUCUCCCUGCAUUACGACCUUUCCCUCCUCCCCACCUAUCCCAGCUGGUUCAAAGCCCUCAGAACUAUCCUUACAACCGUAGCUGUCUUCUCUCUCGUUGGCACGCUCAUUAUCAAGACGGCGUACCCAGAGAAGAGAUACCUGACACAGAAAAAAUAAUGUAUAUAUUAAUUUUACUCAA
Messenger RNA from Chanos chanos (milkfish), 977 nucleotides. It is a transcript of the gene tmem69, whose product is annotated as transmembrane protein 69. Lineage: Eukaryota; Metazoa; Chordata; Actinopteri; Gonorynchiformes; Chanidae. The transcript has 2 exons. The record is from RefSeq and is a predicted model, not a curated record. Bases 191 to 955 code for a protein of 254 amino acids.